Molecule: messenger RNA, 1174 nt
Organism: Nezara viridula (southern green stink bug)
Lineage: Eukaryota; Metazoa; Arthropoda; Insecta; Hemiptera; Pentatomidae
Source: the annotation of a GenBank genome assembly
UUCAUAAUGUGUUUGUUCUAAGAGUAGAUAAAAUGACACAAGUUUGUGAAAUAUGUCUUAUGCGUUUUAUAAGAAUUUCUAAAGUCACUUGACAUAUUCUAAGCACUUCAUAUUUGGUGAGACCUAAAUAUCAGUUAAUAAUUAAACAGUCGACUUUCGGUUAAUCGAUUUUGACCAUUUUGCGAAAAUUUAUUAUUUGGACUCAGAGGACUUCAAAAUGUUAUUUUUUUAAACGGAGAACUGAGGUAAUCGAAGAACUGAAGCCUGGAAAUUUUCAAAGCGUCAUUUACUCAAGUUUUGAUUCAGCUAAAAAGACCAAAGUUAUCAUUCAUGGUUGGCUCACGGCUGGAAAUAACUUCUUUUCGUGGCAAAUGAAAAAUGCGUAUUUGGACACUCAUGACUUCAACGUAAUAUCCGUAGAUUGGUCAGCCUACUCCUUGAACUUAUACACAGUGGCUCGUUGGUCUAUUCAUGCAAUCGGUCCAUAUGUUAGUAAAAUGUUGGAUUUCCUGGUCCUCGAGUUCGGUGUAUCCCCUGAAGACAUCCACAUCAUCGGUCACAGCCUUGGAGCGCACAUUGCGGGCUUAGCUGGAGAGCACAUGUCUGGAAAUAUUUCAAGGAUCACAGGACUUGACCCAGCAGGACCCCUCUUCAUCGAGAACGGACUUCAUCGAUUAGAUACCAGCGAUGCGGACUUCGUCGAUGUCAUUCACACUAGCAUCAGAUACGUCGGAUACUACCCUCCCAUCGGCCAUGCUGACUUCUAUCCAAACGGAGGAGGUCCCUUACAGCCUGGAUGUGGAUUUGAUAUAGGGUUUUGCACACAUCUUAGGUCGUACAAAUACUACAUAGAAUCGAUGUACGACAAGAAAGGUUUCGCGGCUAUGAAAUGCCUCAGUUGGAAUCAUUACUUGGAACAGAAAUGUUUCGAUGACAUCGCCUUUAUGGGGGAAGAUGUCUCCGAUAAAGUUCGAGGAAAUUUUUAUUUACGGACCAGUUCUGCACCUCCCUAUGGACUUGGGCUGCUUACGAACAAGGAUUCGCCGUGCCAUAGUGCACCGUACAAAUAAAUUAUACGUAUAAUUUUUAAAAUGUGUUGUAAUAUUUUGUAUAUACGAUUAAAUGUAUUUUUGAAAUAAUAGCAUUAAUAAAUGUUAAGUAUUUUCAAUAAAUA